GCCUGUGUCAUACCUCGAGAUACCGGUAAGAAGCACCAUGGCGGACAAAGCUCAGCUGCAAGAGUCGAUCAAAGCACAAGGCGAAGUUGUCAGGAAACUUAAAGAAGCAAAGGCUAGCAAGGACCAGUGCUAACGUUGCUGACCAGUGUUUUCCUGUCUUCCUGCACGGUCCAUCCUGCCAUCGGUGGUGUGACCAACAACCUUCUCCACCUUCAAUCUGCUGGGACACCAACAUCCACCUCGUGGCAUAUCAACGCAAUACCUUUUUAUGAUUUUAAACUUGCCUUGCUGAAUUGGGUCAUUUUGACACUGAACUACUACCUUUCCUGGCAACAUGAACGCAAUUGGGAUGGUUUCUGGGAAACUCUGGACUGGGUUUCUCGGCCCUCGGAUUGGACUCUGCAACAAUGCUCUGCGGGCUAUGUCCUGUCACACAAACACACAGAUUGUAGAGGAAGUGGCAAAGCUGUUGGAACUGAAGGCUCAGCUGGGAACCGAUGAUGGCAAACAAAUGUUCGCCCUCAAGACCCCAAAGGGGACCAGGGACUAUAACCCAAAGCAAAUGGCCAUCCGAGAAAGCGUGUUUAACACCAUCAUCAGCUGCUUCAAACGCCAUGGUGCUGAGACCAUUGACACCCCUGUGUUUGAGUUAAAGGAAACUCUAACAGGAAAAUAUGGUGAAGACUCCAAACUCAUUUAUGAUCUGAAGGACCAGGGAGGAGAGCUGCUUUCUUUGCGCUAUGAUUUAACUGUUCCAUUUGCCCGAUACCUAGCCAUGAAUAAAAUCAGUAACAUUAAGAGAUACCACAUUGCGAAGGUCUACAGAAGGGACAACCCAGCCAUGACAAAAGGGCGUUAUAGGGAGUUCUAUCAGUGUGAUUUCGAUAUUGCUGGCCAAUAUGAUCCCAUGAUUCCUGAUGCCGAGUGCAUAAAAGUCGUGCAUGAGAUACUGGCUGAGCUGCAGCUUGGAGAUUUCCGCAUCAAGGUUAAUGACCGGCGGAUUUUGGAUGGCAUGUUUGCUGUUUGUGGUGUCCCAGAUGACAAGUUCCGGGCCAUUUGCUCAACAGUAGACAAACUAGAUAAGGCCUCUUGGGAGGAGGUGAAGAAUGAGAUGGUUGGAGAGAAGGGCUUGGCUCCUGAGGCUGCAGACAGGAUCGGGGAAUACGUCCGAAUGCACGGUGGUUUUGAUCUGGCAGAAAAGCUCCUUCAAGACCCACAGCUGUCCCAAAACAAACACGCACUUGAAGGGCUCACUGACAUGAAGGAUCUCUUCAAAUACCUGGAGCUCUUCAAAAUCACUGAUAAGGUGAUCUUUGACCUGAGCCUGGCCCGUGGCCUUGAUUACUACACUGGGGUGAUCUACGAGGCGGUCCUGAUUCGGCCACAGAAUGUCCACCCCUCGGAGGAGCUGGUCAGCGUGGGCAGCGUGGCCGGAGGAGGCCGCUACGACGGGCUGGUUGGGAUGUUUGACCACAAAGGCAGGAAGGUGCCCUGUGUGGGAGUCAGCGUUGGGAUCGAGAGGGUCUUCUCAAUCCUGGAACAGAAGGCAGAGGCCUCUGAAGAGAAGAUCCGAACCACAGAAACUCAGGUCCUGGUGGCCUCUGCACAGAAGAACCUGCUGGAAGAGCGAUUAAAACUGACAUCUGAGCUGUGGGAUGCUGGGAUAAAAGCGGAGGUUCUGUAUAAGAAGAACCCAAAGCUUCUGAGCCAGUUGCAACACUGUGAAGAGACAGGAAUCCCGCUCGUCGCUAUUAUCGGAGAGCAGGAACUGAAGGAGGGGGUUGUCAAGCUCAGAAAUGUAGCCACCAGAGAAGAGGUGGAUGUGUCUCGAGUUACCCUGGUAGAAGAAAUCAAGAAGAGAAGCAUCCAGUCGUAGACCAUCUGAUCUUCACCUAGCCCUGCACCCUCCUUUAUCUGCUCUGUGUCCAACUGCUUUUACCUUCACUAAUGUCACAGAACUUACUUAAAAAUACAAUCACUGCGCUUGCAAUAUUUAUGGUGUAAGGGGUAGAAGUCAAGUUCAUUUAGGACAUGGUUGGAACAAAAACCUGGACUGGAUGUACUGACUUCUGCAAACACAGUAGUUGUAUGAACCUCUAAAGCAGGGAUCUCCAACCCUGCUCGUGGAGAGCCCCAGUCCUGCAGGUUUUCUAGGUAUCUUUACAUCAUCAAUGGCUAAAGAUCUGGAACACCUGUUAAUCUUUACUAAUUAAGCCAAUAAUUGGUGCAAUUAAGUAACAGCUCAGUUCAAACAAAAAACAGAAGACGUAGUAGCUCUCCAGGACCAGGGUUGGAGACCCGUCAGUCAAACAACUGAUUUAAUUGUGAAUUACAAUAAUCAUAAACAAACAAACAAACAAACAAACAAACAGGCUGGUUGGGGGCUUUUUAGGAGGAGGCCAGUUAACUUUUCUCUUUCCUGAACACAAACAGCAAGGCUUGCCGAAGUUGGCUUUUCCAGUCCUCGUCUUUGUUCCAACUGUUAUAAAUGUGUUUAAUUGAACCCAUUAAAUCUCUGUAUUGGGUAUCCGUAUUAUUACAACUCUUACAUUGUCCAUUGGUUAAAAUAUCAAUAGCGCCAUUGUCGAUUUUAAACCCUGACUGGUUUAAUGAAAGUCAAACACAAAUCAUUUCAAAAGGGUCCAAAUAAACUGGCAAUUUAAUUAAACGAUUACUGUCUUGCUAUAUAAGUGAAAUAACAUGAGUUGGCAAUGCACACAGCUGCAGAAAGACAUGAUAAUUCAAUGCACCCAUGUUUAUAAAGACCACUGAAGAUUUGUGUUGUCUGUACUUCCCAUGUGUGCUGUAUGCUUACUUUUAGCUGCAUGUUUCUAAUAAAACAUUUUCCUGAUA
Acipenser ruthenus (sterlet) is the source of this 2853-nucleotide messenger RNA. RefSeq names its product histidine--tRNA ligase-like. The transcript has 14 exons. NCBI's taxonomy places the organism in Eukaryota, Metazoa, Chordata, Actinopteri, Acipenseriformes, Acipenseridae. Gene Ontology annotation, cellular component: mitochondrion; cytoplasm. Gene Ontology annotation, biological process: mitochondrial translation; histidyl-tRNA aminoacylation. Bases 335 to 1876 code for a protein of 513 amino acids. The record is from RefSeq and is a predicted model, not a curated record. Gene Ontology annotation, molecular function: identical protein binding; ATP binding; histidine-tRNA ligase activity.